AUGACACCCGAGCCACCAAAAAUAUUACGAAUCAAACGAAAAAGAGGCCAAGACCCGUUGCAGGCCCUCAUAUUGGAAGACACAAGAAAUGUCAAACGGUCGAAACCUUCUACCCCGGCAACUUCGCCACAUCCAUCUCCUGCACCAACGCCACGGCGGUUCCGGUCGACAGAGAAUCUCAACUAUUUGUUCAAACUAUCACGUACUGAGGAAAGCUUACGCACAGCAUUGGCAGAAUCUGGUGAUGCUGAAAACAUAGAAGCAACAAUUCUCGCAGAAGCCGCUACUUUGCAACUGGGAGGACAUAAAGAUAAGCAUCUGAGAGCAAAUGAGAUAAAGCGAAGAUUCAUCAUUCAGCCCAAUGCGCUGAGGAAAACAAGCCAGGCCGGUUACAAAGAUGAUUAUGGUUAUUAUGAUGAUGAUGAUGAUGAUGAUGAUGAUAAUGGUAGCGGUAGCGGUAGUGGUGGUGGUGGUGUUCACAAAGAGUAUAAUUUGGAGAAUGGUGGCAGUCUCAAGCUUCCAAAUGAAUUGUCAAGUAUGGUUCAAAGCUAUGUUUCCACAGAGGCUUCUUCACCACUGCAAAAACGCAAGAGACGAGGCAGAACUGCGGUAAUCCAAGAGAAUGUAAAACUGUUUAGCUCCCCACCUUUACCAUUAUCAUCUACGUCAAACGAAAACACUGAACCAAGUACUAACAAAUUAGUUCUGGAUCUUGGAAACGUUGAGGACAAUAACAUUGUAAGCAACAAUAAUAAUAUCAACAGCAGCAGCAACAACAACAACAACAACAACAACAACAACAACAACAACAACAACAACAACAACAAUAAGAAAGACAAAAACAAUGAUGAUGACAAUGAUGAUGAUGACGCAGAGUGGGUGUUUGAUGUCUACCACUUGACAACAGCUAAUGAACCAUUGACCUCUGCAAACCACCCAACAUCUCAAAUUGGUUAUAUUCGUUUCUUUGACGACGACGAAGAGUUAUCUCAAAGUUUCCUCAAUGCGGAAGAUGACGACACUGUGCAAAAGCCAAGCGUUUUAACUGAUGAUGAGGACUCCAAUGCAGAGUCAUUUUACCAAAAUGAUUAUCCAAGUGAUGAGGACGCCGAAGGAUUAGAUGAACUCAAUUCGUUUGAUGAAAAGUUUGAUAAGCUCAACAUAGGUGAUGGCGAUGAAGUAAGUGGAAAUGGUGAUCUAGCGGAAGAAGACGACUAUGGCUACGAGCCCAAAGAUGGUAUCGGAUUCACUGGAGAAGAAGAGUAUUUUGAUUAUGGAGAGGUUGAACGAUAUAUGGGCUAUCAAGACGAAGAACAUUAUGCAGAUGAUGACGAUUACAACUCUGAUGAACAGGUCUUGAGACGACAACAAUUUUUCAAAAGCGAUAUAGAUGAUCCCAUUGCUAUACACCGCGACCGAAUCUUUGGCAAAUUAGAGAAAAUGAUAAAUGAACACGAAUAA
Messenger RNA from Lodderomyces elongisporus, 1461 nucleotides. RefSeq lists its product as uncharacterized. The record is from RefSeq and is a predicted model, not a curated record. Gene Ontology annotation, cellular component: cytoplasm. Gene Ontology annotation, biological process: protein import into nucleus. Lineage: Eukaryota; Fungi; Ascomycota; Pichiomycetes; Serinales; Debaryomycetaceae. Bases 1 to 1461 code for a protein of 486 amino acids. The transcript has a single exon.